AUGAAUGCCACCUUCUGCAACCAACCUGCACGGGACCUACUGCUUACCGUUGUGGCGUGGAGCUUCAACUGCCUCAGCAAGGGUGUGUACCCUCACUGCGAUGCAUUCGGGAAGGAAUUCGGGCCGACAUAUAUGCCCGAAAGGGCGAAAGUGGCAGGCCAACGGAUUUGCGGCCCCUACGUGUGCAUUUUCGAUGGGUUUCAAGCCGACUGGGAGUACCACAAGCUGGCUCUGGGCCUGAAUCGCUUCUACAACAAGAAGCUCACAUGUCAUCUCUGCUCUGCUCUCCAAUGGGUCAAUGCUGCUGCCAAGCCGGGUGAACCUAACAACGUGGAGCUGCUCUAUUCUUGCUUCGGGCACCACGCCCAACACCGGAGUACUUUGAUCACGACCAACGAGGAUUUCGUCGAAGUGCAUGGCGAAUCUCCACUCACAAGAAUUGAUGGAUUUGGCCCCUGCAGGAUCCUCCCUGACUACAUGCAUAUGGUCCAUUUGGCCUGUGCUGUUGACUUUCUGGCCAGCAUGUUGCUGGAGGUGACCGAUGAUGCUACGAUCGUGGAAGGUUCAUCACGAGAAAAGCGAUUGGAUCUUAUCUGGAAGGACUACCGAUCCUGGUCUGAAGCCUCUCAAGUCGGUGAUCGUGCCAGCAGACGUAUGUUCACUACAGCAGUUCUGCGCAACAACAAAGUUGUUGAGGUUUCUCAAAAGAUCUUAUCUGCAACGGCUUGCAGAUAUAUGCUACUUUGGGCGGCCACAUUCUUGACCACGGUGUGCGAAUCUAUGAGUGCACUGCCUCCCACCUUGAAGCAACCUGACACAUAUAUGCAAGUGCUAACUGGGUUAUCCUGUAUUCUUGCACGAGAUGUGAGCUUGCAUGCGCCCAGGCACUUGUGGGACGUGGCCGCAGCUUUUCGGGACAUGGAGAUGUUGAUGAUCCACAAUGGGCACUCGAUCAGCACUGGGUGUAAACGUAUCUCAAUUGCAAACGAGAAUUUAACAGAGCAUCCAAGGCGCUUUUUCGACCAAGCAUCGGCCGACCAGUAUGAGCAAGCUUACCUGGUGCUGCGGUUUGGGUUCAACGAGCUUGCUGCGAGUGCGAUAUCUAGAGGCCUUCCGAGGUACCACUUUCGCCCUAAACUCCACCUAUUGGAACAUGCAGUCCUAGAUUUCAGACCUAGGAACCCUAGAUACUUCAGCAACUAUUUAGGGGAAGACGCGAUACGCCGCAUAAAAGCCCUUGCAUGCAAAGCUCCGGUGCGCAACAUGUCGCAUAACGUUCUUUUGCGCUAUACUGUGCAAAUGGGACUUCAGUGGCGGAGAGAGGCCUAA
This is a messenger RNA of Symbiodinium sp. CCMP2592, 1329 nucleotides long. Lineage: Eukaryota; Dinophyceae; Suessiales; Symbiodiniaceae. The record is from the annotation of a GenBank genome assembly.